Molecule: messenger RNA, 1158 nt
Organism: Uranotaenia lowii
Lineage: Eukaryota; Metazoa; Arthropoda; Insecta; Diptera; Culicidae
Exons: 2
Coding region: 12-758 (248 amino acids)
Source: RefSeq, a predicted model, not a curated record
UAAUUGGCAUAAUGGCCCACUCUUCGAAGAAUCCAUGUCCAUACUGUGAGGCUUUAAAGAGCGAGCUCGGUGUAGCAAACGGAACCGCGAGAACCAAAGGAAGUAUAAACGAAAAUUGCACAAGAAAAAAGAAAUUGAAUGGAAAGAACUUCGCAAGCUGCGUGAAUGCCCCGUUGGUCUCGGGUAGUGAUGAAGACAAAAUCGUGAACCUUUGCCCGCCUCCACCGUUACAUAUAACGCUUGGAAUUAUUAAUACAAUUUUUAAGUCACUUGAGAAGAAAGCACCAGACUGGGUAGACUUAUGGGUGGAACAAGCACAGGUGAGACACCAACAGAUGACGUACGGUUUCACCGGAAGAGCUUGCCACGCGCUAUUGGAUGCUACCAAUUGUUUGGCAGACAACCCUGAACUUUCAGAUUACGUUACGGUUCUGAAUAACUUCAAAAACGUGUAUGCAAAAUGCUUUUCCUUUAAACUCGAGCAUGGGUUUGAGGAGGCUAUUGCAGAUUUUGCCAGCAGCUGGGAGAAGCUGAAUCUUCCAUUCACAUCUAAAUAUCACAUUACAAAGUACCAUGUGGCGGAUUUCUGUCGAGAAGCCGGAAGAGGACUUGGGCUUCACAAUGAGCAAGCCUCCGAAUCCGUACAUGCUGAUUUUGAUGUGAUUUGGCAGCGAUAUAAAGCUCCCAAAUCAUCAAAGGUUUAUAACGACCGUUUGUUAAACUCUUUGAUUGAUUACAACAGCAACCAUAUGUGUUAGUUUUGAGUUUUUAAUAUGUUCCAUUCAUUAUUUUUAGUUGUAUUGCUGUUUUAUAGUUUACUUUUACUUUUUACUAUUUCACUGUUUCCUUUUCCUACUAACCAAUAAAAGCACCACUGAUUUGAAAUUCAUUUUCCCCCAUAACUUCACGGAAACAAUAAUUUAAACUAAACUUAAACCCCUAAUAAACCAUACUUAUAAUACACUUACGCCAUGUUUGGAGAGUUAAGUCAGUUGUAAAUAAUCAUAAUUUUAUCAACGGCAACAAAUACAUACUGGUUGGAAAUGACUUGGACCACUUUUUUGACGUUUUUGGAGGUUUUUUGAUGAUAUUGAAUAAUUUGAAUAUGAAUUAUUUUGAAAUUUCUCAACAAAAACCUUAAAAUCAAGAUUUCUCGGA